AAGCGUUGGGGUAAAGGACGCGUUCAAUCCUGUUAGUGGCUGACUGACUGAACCGACCGUCCAUCUUUCUAAAGAAGAAGAAGAAGAGGAGAGGAGUCCCUGUAAGACUUGACAAAAUGAACUUGUCCUACCUGGUUGCUUGUGGACUUUUGGUCAGCCUGCUUUCAGAAAAGAUGGGAGCAAAACCUUUAACUCAAGCGCAACAGAAGUCCCUCCGAAGUUUGCUGGGUGAGGAACUAGCGGAGAUCCUGGAGUCAAAUGAGAGGGAGCGAAGGAUAGAUGUAGUGCGCUCCCGGAUGAGGUUACUGCGAGAUUUACGCAUGGACACCCGGGCCAGAGGGAUGUGGGCACGUCUCCUCAACGACCAGCCCGCAGCGAGGAGGCACAAGUCGGGAAACAAGAAGGCGGGCUCCACGUCACGGAGUGGCUGUUUCGGACACAAGAUGGACAGGAUAGGGACCAUCAGCGGGAUGGGCUGCUAGGGCUCGGAGCUGCGAAGAGGCGGUCUUUGGACGAUGGGUUUGGACAACAUAGGCUGAGUGUGUUGCCACCUGAGCGAAAAAUGACCAACUGAUAAGAUUUUCGGUACGAACGAGCCCGCAGUCAUCGUUGGGCAAAGACUGAGAAGACAAUGCUGCAGAAGCCUCAUCACUUUAUAUAAAUAAAUAUGAAUAUAUAUACAUAGUAAAUAUGCAGGUAUAUAUUCAUCAAUGUAUGCCAUACAAAUGGUCUACAAAUACAGAGAUGCAUACUAUGACGUUGUGGACAAUGGUGUAAAAACUAAAAACCGCAAGAGCUGUACAUUGUUGCUGCUGCUGCUGCUGUACAUUCAAGUACUUCAUUCACUCCUGCGUUAAUGUAUUUAUGUUUAAAAUAUUUAUAUGUUUAUAAAAGAGAUAUUUAUAAAUCCGAGUGUUAUUUAUGUAACAUUUUUGAAAAUGGAUGCAAACUGCAGGUCAAUUCUGUUGUUUCCUUUUACUUUUGUCUUAUAUAGUUGUGAAUGUUUUAAGAAAAAAUAUGAUAAAAAUGAACUUCCAUGUGCACAUGCCAUCCUUUCUGGGCGUCUUGUGUCUCACUAAUGUUGUGAAAGAACAAUUAGACAUUUAGUAAAGAACAUCAAUAUCCUGAACAAGUAGGAAACAUUUGACUAUUUUUAUUUAUUUUAUUUCUUUUUGUUAUCAGUGUUUAACUAAGUAUUAGAUAAGUCAAUCCUAACGUUUGUUUCUGAUUCGGUAUUUAAGGUCUAUUUUGCUCCUUUUUUGGUGCCUAUUUUAAUUCACCUUUUAUAAUAAUUAGAGAAGUUAUUUUUUCAUCCAUCCACCCAUGCAUUUUCUAUGCUUGCGAAAAUCUUUCAGCGUUGAGAGGCUGUUGGUGCCUUUCUCCAGCCAUUAGUGAACAAAAGGCAAGUGUACUAUCGACAAAAGUAUGUUAGCUAAAUAGAUGUUCAAUUUUGCCCAUCACAAAUACCUCAGAGAAAAAAAAUAUAUUCAUGCUGACUGUUAUAACUAGAAGAUUACAACCUCAGAAAAAAACAUUAGCAACAUCAUGUAGGAGCAUGAAUAAAAAGCCAACUAGUGUGAUCCCAAAUCUUUAUUCUUACUAAAGAAUACUCCACCCUGCCUCUUAACUCAGCUUAUCAUUAACUUUUAGGGAUAUUUAGAGGAAUAUAUUUGGCUUUGGUAGAUUUAUUGGGUAGAAAAGAUGAAGCGCUAUGUUUCUAGGUUUUUUAUUGCUGCAAUGUUUGGAACUUGGAUCCAAACCAAAUCUUUAUUGCUGCAACGCCAAGUUAUAUAUUGGUGGUAAUAAUAAUUAAUGUCUUUAUUUUUGUGGCAGUUGUCCCAAACCAAAAUUUUCCAAGGUAGAGGUGGGAAGAAGGAGGGGAGGAGGGAGCAAAAAACAUUUCCAUGAGGUAUUCAAAACUUGCCAAAUAUGUGCAAUGUUCAAAGAAGCAAAUCAUCAAAGAAAUAAAUGACAUGGAAAGAUAUAAAAUUAAGUCUAUGAAAGUGUUUAUGGGGAAAAUGUGAAAAUAAAUGAACUGCAGUGUAAGUCUUUGAGAAGGGUAGUUUCAGUCUUGUGAGAUGAUCAGAUUUAGAUGUUACUGAAAGUCAUUUUUGUAAAAGAAAUUGAAUAAAUUAUUUCCAAAAGG
Xiphophorus hellerii (green swordtail) is the source of this 2146-nucleotide messenger RNA. RefSeq names its product natriuretic peptide C (gene nppc). Gene Ontology annotation, cellular component: extracellular region. The record is from RefSeq and is a predicted model, not a curated record. Gene Ontology annotation, molecular function: hormone activity. Bases 117 to 482 code for a protein of 121 amino acids. Gene Ontology annotation, biological process: receptor guanylyl cyclase signaling pathway; cGMP biosynthetic process. The transcript is spliced from 3 exons. NCBI's taxonomy places the organism in Eukaryota, Metazoa, Chordata, Actinopteri, Cyprinodontiformes, Poeciliidae.